AUGGAACUCACAACAACACAAGCCGUCCUCGCCGUCGCCGCCGCCGGCAUCUCGUACGUGUGGCUCUGCUACGCCAUCAACAGCACAAUGAUGGGCCGCUUCCUGGACAAGAACCCGACGAAGUUUACGACUGUGAAGCCGGUGGUGAAUAACUAG
This is a messenger RNA of Morchella sextelata, 156 nucleotides long. RefSeq lists its product as uncharacterized. The record is from RefSeq and is a predicted model, not a curated record. The transcript has a single exon. Bases 1 to 156 code for a protein of 51 amino acids. NCBI's taxonomy places the organism in Eukaryota, Fungi, Ascomycota, Pezizomycetes, Pezizales, Morchellaceae.